CAUAACCUCUCUGUUUGUUUAUUUGCACACGUGAGAAAAAUGUCGCUCCUCAGAAUUAAAAAACCUACAACGAGGAAGGGAAAGAAAAUCCUCCUGAAUAGAGAACCGAAACUUGUGGAAAAUGUGAAAAACACACUAAUCUUGGAGGGAAGAAAAUCUUCCGGGAACAUCAAAUCUGUCCUGAAGGAUUUGUAUUUGCUGAAAAAGCCUCAGAUUAAGCGCCUCUCUCGGCAAAAUGACAUCAUUCCCUUUGAGAAUGAGCUUCCUCUGCAGCAGCUGGUGCAGAAAAAUGAGUGCAGCUUAUUUAUGUUCGGAUCAAGUAGCAAGAAACGUCCGGAUAAUCUUAUUUUGGGGCGCCUCUUUGAGAAUGAAUUGCUAGACAUGGUGGAAUUGGGGCUGGUGAAGUAUCGUGGUCUCCAGGAUUUCAAGACACAGAAGAUUUCGUCAAAUGUGAAGCCCUGUCUCAUUUUUAAUGGCCCCAAAUGGACACAGACGGAAGAACUGCGACGUCUCAAAUGCCUCCUUAUUGAUUCCUUCCAUCGUGAAACUGUGAACAGCAUUCGGUUGCAGGGAAUGGAACACGUCCUCAGUUUCACUCUCGCUGAUGACCUGACCCUUUUCAUGCGAUCAUACAGCAUUCAGUUGAAGAAGUCCGGACAGAAAACACCUCGGAUUGAGUUGACGGAAAUUGGUCCUGCUUGUGAUUUUGUCAUAAGGCGGACAAAGAUAGCUUCGGAGGAUCUGUACAAGUUGUCGAAGAAGCGACCGAAGACACUGAAGCCCACAAAGAAGAAGAACCUCUCCAUGGAUGCGUUUGGCAAUAAGGAGGGUAGGGUUCACGUAGGGAAGCAGAACAUUCACAAAAUACAGACACGGAAGGUAAAGGCGCUCAAGAAAACUGCAGAAGAGAGGAAAGCUGAGAAAUCUGCUGCAAAGGCUUCAAAGGGGGAUGAAUAAAAUUAGGAAUCAUCUCAAA
Molecule: messenger RNA, 976 nt
Organism: Lutzomyia longipalpis
Lineage: Eukaryota; Metazoa; Arthropoda; Insecta; Diptera; Psychodidae
Gene: Non3
Product: ribosome production factor 2 homolog
Exons: 2
Coding region: 40-957 (305 amino acids)
Biological process (GO): ribosomal large subunit assembly; maturation of LSU-rRNA from tricistronic rRNA transcript (SSU-rRNA, 5.8S rRNA, LSU-rRNA)
Cellular component (GO): nucleolus
Molecular function (GO): rRNA binding
Source: RefSeq, a predicted model, not a curated record